Molecule: messenger RNA, 609 nt
Organism: Symbiodinium necroappetens
Lineage: Eukaryota; Dinophyceae; Suessiales; Symbiodiniaceae
Source: the annotation of a GenBank genome assembly
AUGUGUUUUUUUCGUGGGCACUGCUCCGUACCAACUGCUGUACACUACUUAUCGGUCAUCGCAUGCAACCUGGCACUUUUGGAGUGUCGCCGAUUAGCUAGAUUUUGCCUUAGUUGUUGCUUCAAGCAAACACUUCAUCUGCGGAUCCUCACCCUCGAAGACCGUGCACCCAGAUGCUGCCCACGAGGCUUGGAUGACACGGUUACAGCGCAGCUGACGAAACUGAACCGGACUAGCUCGGAGAUUUCUGGGAGUGUGGACGUGGACUCAUCGGAUUGGACUGACCAGUACCACAGAGCAGUCCGAUACCAAUUCCUGAUCCUGAGCAUGGUGAUCACAGUCGUUGUCAUGAAUGUUUACAUUGGGCUAUUGGGAGAGCUUUACCAACAAGCAGAGAAGCGAUCUCGACAGCUCUACAACCACUAUCGUGCGACCUGUGCCUACCGUCACAUGUGUGAGAGGCUAGCCCUGUGUUUUCUGCCAAACAAGCUCGGGAUCUGCUGUGGGGAAUCGAGUGGCAAGACUGACAGUGGACUUUACUGGUUCAUUUACAACAAGAAGCUGCUGACGGAUGAUGAGGACGGAGAUUCAGACAGCAAAAGCGACUAA